Homarus americanus (American lobster) is the source of this 1419-nucleotide messenger RNA. It is a transcript of the gene Pex10, whose product is annotated as peroxisome biogenesis factor 10-like. The record is from RefSeq and is a predicted model, not a curated record. The coding region runs from base 159 to 1028 and encodes 289 amino acids. Gene Ontology annotation, molecular function: zinc ion binding. Gene Ontology annotation, cellular component: peroxisomal membrane. Gene Ontology annotation, biological process: protein import into peroxisome matrix. The transcript has 6 exons. Lineage: Eukaryota; Metazoa; Arthropoda; Malacostraca; Decapoda; Nephropidae.
AAAGAUAACACGGGAUAACAACCGACCAUAACAAACGACCGUGUUAUCAUUAAAGACUGUACAGGAUAACUAGUAAAUGGCAAUUGCUUGUUAUAUUACAUGAGAUUUGUUUAGUAAUAUGAUUAAAUACGUUAUAAGAGUGGUGUGAGUGUGAUAAGAUGCCAUUCCAACAGGCAGGAGCAGCCGAGGUUCUCAGAGCUUCCCAGAAAGAUGAGAGUUUCCUUGACUACCUGAAGAGUUGUAUCUCAGAGAUUGUACAGAGGUCUGCUGGCACGAGAGUAUGGCUGGACAUCCACAAACAUACAGAGAUCCUGUGCGAGUUUGUUUAUUACAGUUUAACUACACUAUGUCUCCGGCAGACUCUGGGGGAGGAAUACACAGGGGUGCUACAGGUUGACCGCACUAGGGGAAGGUUACCUAAUACCCUUGAGAGGGUGAUUAUGGUCGUACUGAAGUGCUUUGGUCCUGAAGUUAUACGAAGGCUACUGUCGAAGUUAGAGGACUCGGCCAGAUCGGGAAAAUUAUCAACGUAUCUCCGACCAGAAUUGAAGAAUGUUAUACUGCAGCAGAUGCCAACCCUGAGGUACUCCCUCACUCUACUACACCGCAUUCAUCUGGCGACGUUCUAUUUCACCGGAGCAUUCUAUCAUAUAUCUAAGAGAGUUACAGGCAUCAAAUAUGUGUUGGUGCGAGAGUGGCUCGGUGACAGCUCUGCCAGCAAGUCAUUCCAGGUCCUAGGUACAGUGCUGCUGACACACAUCCUCCUGACCACCAUGUAUGCCGUCUACACUCACCUGUUUGUUAAACCUCCACCAGAGAACACACAGCCAUCUGCCAAGUGCUAUGUGGACAGCAAGAAGCAGUGUUCUCUGUGUCUUGAUGAGCGCAAGUAUUCUUGUGUUACUCCCUGCGGUCACUUGUUCUGCUGGCAGUGUAUUCAGGAAUGUCUUCAGACAAGUCAACAGUGUCCACUGUGUAGACAUCCAGCAACACCUGCUCAAGUGGUUCCUCUUCUCAACUAUGACUGACUCAGUGUUAUUAUCCAAGUUGUAUUAAUACUGUAUUUAUAUAUUUAUAAUAAUUAUUGUAGAGUUGUGAUGUACAGUGCAUCAGUAUUGUGACCAGUCAGUUGUAGGCAACAUUUUGUCAUCCAUUAUUCCUUCAUUAUUAUAUCAGGGAAACAUAACUAACCUUCCCACUUGUUUAGGUUGAAACAUUUCCUGUUGAACAAGAAGUGACGUAUGAAAUGAUGAUAAUAACAUAAUUAAUUAAUAGUAAUACAGGAGCCACUGUCUUGUAUUUAAUGUCUGUCUGUGGUGUAAUAUUGAAGUCAAAUGAAACUUUUUAACAUUAAGGAUUACUUAAGUGUUUUGUACUCGGCAUUACAAUAAUCAGGGACUAUUUAUCAAUAAAAUAUAA